Molecule: messenger RNA, 3519 nt
Organism: Carcharodon carcharias (great white shark)
Lineage: Eukaryota; Metazoa; Chordata; Chondrichthyes; Lamniformes; Lamnidae
Biological process (GO): xenobiotic metabolic process
Cellular component (GO): cytoplasm; intracellular membrane-bounded organelle; nucleosome
Molecular function (GO): DNA binding; iron ion binding; heme binding
Source: RefSeq, a predicted model, not a curated record
UACCACAUGACAAGGUUUCAACAAGGGAAAGUAUAGUUAGGCAGAGAAAGACAACUUCAAAUCUCACAAAGGUCGAAGUUAUUUUAAGACAGUUUGGAGUUCAUUCAGCAAGUUGCUGAGAUCUAACAAACUGCAACAACUCCUGUCGCCAGUUUACGGUGCAGGAUGUCGAUUGUAAGUGUUUUCCCUUUGGAUACCGUCACCCUGGUUUUGUUUGGGGUUCUGACCAUUAUCCUCCUCGUGUAUUUUAACACCGGGUCUAAAUCUCAUGGAAUCGUCAACUUUCCUCCGGGUCCCGCUCCUCUCCCAGUGAUUGGCAACCUGCACAUGUUGGAUCUGAAGAAGCUGCACAAAUCUUUGAUGGAGCUAUCUGAGAAGUACGGCACAGUUUUCAGCAUCAAGCUAGGACCCAGAAAUGUGGUGGUGCUGACCGGCUAUGAGGCAGUGAAGGAUGCACUUGUCAACCAUGCAGAGGAAUUUGGUGAAAGAGCACAUAUCCCAAUAUUUGAGACGACUAUAAAGGGAUAUGGUAUUAUUUUUGGUCAUGGGGAGUCAUGGAAGCAAAUGCGAAGGUUCACCUUAACCACAUUACGAGAUUUUGGAAUGGGCAAAAAGUCCAUUGAAGACAAAAUAAUUGAGGAAACCGAUUUUCUGAUACAAAUGAUUGAUUCAUAUAAAGGCCAAGCCUUUAAUCCAACCAUCAAACUGAACGCUGCUGUGGCCAACAUAAUUUGCUCUAUAGUUUUGGGGGAUAGAUUUGAUUAUGACGAUAAAAUGUUUAUCAGUUUAGUAAAGAGAAUGAACGAAAAGAUUCAACUCGCUGGUUCGACCAUGGUCCAGAUGUACAAUGCAUUUCCCUUCUUGGGAUACCUUCCUGGAUAUCUUUCUCAAUUAUUCUCCAACUCCAAGCAGGAUAUUGCUUUCUUCAAGAACCUCUGCAAUGAAAACUUUCGGGAACCGAAUGCGAAUGACCUGAGGAGUUUUAUUGAGGCGUUUGUGUUGAGACAACAGCAGGAAUCAGACAAUCCCAAUUCAUACUUCCAUGAAAACAACUUAACAUACACCACAGUCAACCUGUUUGCUGCAGGGAUGGAGACCACCUCGACCACAAUUCGUUGGGGAAUGCUCCUGAUGAUGAAAUAUCCAGAGAUUCAGAGAAAAGUUCACGAGGAAAUUAUCAGUGUUGUUGGAUCAGAACGAUCUCCCAGAGCUGAAGAUCGGAAAAAUUUGGCAUACACUGAUGCAGUGAUCCACGAAAUCCAGAGGUUUGGUGACAUUUUGCCAUUAAACGUCACACAUGAAACCACAGUGGAUUUAAACUUCAAAGGAUUCUUCAUUCCAAAGGGAACCCACGUGAUUCCAUUGCUGUCCUCUGUGCUGUACGAUAAAACCCAAUGGGAAAAACCAAAUGAGUUCAACCCGUCUCACUUUCUGGAUGCUGAAGGCAAGUUUGUGAAGAGAGAUGCCUUCAUGCCUUUCUCUGCAGGUCGGAGGGCCUGUGUUGGUGAGACCCUGGCUAAGAUGGAACUGUUCCUGUUCUUUACUGCUCUGAUACAAAAGUUUAAGUUUCAAGUUCCACCGAAUGUCAUUGAAUUGGGGCUCGAGUCUGGUGUGGGAUUGACUUCAUCCCCCAAGUACCCCUAUAUGUCCGGUCGCGGUAAAACCGGAGGCAAAGGGCGCGCCAAGGCCAAGACUCGCUCCUCCAGAGCCUGGCUCCAGUUCCCCGUCGGACGUAUCCACCGGCUACUGCGCAAGGGCCACUAUGCCGAGCGGGUCGGGGCCGGAGACCCCGUCUACCUGGACGCCGUCCUCGAGUACCUGACGGACAAGAUCCUCGAGCUGGCCGGCAACGCGGCCCGGGACAACAAGAAGACCCGCAUCAUCCCUCGCCACCGGCAGCUCGCCUUCCUCAACGACGAGGAGCUGGGCGGGGUCACCAUAGCCCAGGAUGGGGUCCUGCCCAACAUCCAGGUUUUACGGUGCAGGAUGUCGAUUGUAAGUGUUUUCCCUUUGGAUACCGUCACCCUGGUUUUGUUUGGGGUUCUGACCAUUAUCCUCUUCGUGUAUUUUAACACCGGUUCUAAAUCUCAUGGAAUCGACAACAUUCCUCCGGGUCCCGCUCCUCUCCCAGUGAUUGGCAACCUGCACAUGUUGGAUCUGAAGAAGCUGCACAAAUCUUUGAUGGAGCUAUCUGAGAAGUACGGCACAGUUUUCAGCAUCAAGCUAGGACCCAGAAAUGUGGUGGUGCUGACCGGCUAUGAGGCAGUGAAGGAUGCACUUGUCAACCAUGCAGGAUUCAGUGAAAGAGCACAUAUCCCAAUAUUUGAGACGACUAUAAAGGGAUAUGGUAUUAUUUUUGGUCAUGGGGAGUCAUGGAAGCAAAUGCGAAGGUUCACCUUAACCACGUUACGAGAUUUUGGAAUGGGCAAAAAAUCCAUUGAAGACAACAUAAUUGAGGAAACUGAUUUUCUGAUAAAAAUGAUUGAUUCAUAUAAAGGCCAAGCCUUUAAUCCAACCAUCAAACUGAACGCUGCUGUGGCCAACAUAAUUUGCUCUAUAGUUUUGGGGGAUAGAUUUGAUUAUGAGGAUAAAACGUUUAUCAGUUUAGUAAAGAGAGUGAACGAAAACAUUCAACUUAGUGGUUCGACUAUGGUCCAGAUGUACAAUGCAUUUCCCUUCUUGGGAUUCCUUCCUGGAUAUCUUUCUCAAUUAUUCUCCAACUCCAAGCAGAAUACUGCUUUCUUCAAGAACCUCUUCAAUGAAAACUAUCGGGAACCAAAUGCGAAUGACCUGAGGAGUUUUAUUGAGGCGUUCAUGUUGAGACAACAGCAGGAAUCAGACAAUCCCAAUUCAUACUUCCAUGAAAACAAUUUAACAUACACCACAACCAACCUGUUUGCUGCAGGGGUGGAGACCACCUCAACCACAAUUCGUUGGGGAAUGCUCCUGAUGAUGAAAUAUCCAGAGAUUCAGAGAAAAGUUCACGAGGAAAUUAUCAGUGUUGUUGGAUCAGAACGAUCUCCCAGAGCUGAAGAUCGGAAAAAUUUGGCAUACACUGAUGCAGUGAUCCACGAAAUCCAGAGGUUUGGUGACAUUUUGCCAUUGAACGUCACACAUGAAACCACAGUGGACUUAAACUUCAAAGGAUUCUUCAUUCCAAAGGGAACACACGUGAUUCCAUUGCUGUCCUCUGUGCUGUACGAUAAAACCCAAUGGGAAAAACCAAAUGAGUUCAACCCGUCUCACUUUCUGGAUGCUGAGGGCAAGUUUGUGAAGAGAGAUGCCUUCAUGCCUUUCUCUGCAGGUCGGAGGGCCUGUGUUGGUGAGACCCUGUCUAAGAUGGUACUGUUCCUGUUCUUUACUGCUCUGAUACAAAAAUUUAAAUUUCAAGUUCCACCGAAUGUCAGUGAAUUGGGGCUCGAGUCUGGUGUGGGAUUUACUUCAUUCCCCAAGUACCCCUAUGUUGGUCCUAGCAAUGACCUGGACAUUAAUCUUGAAUCCAUGGAUACACCAGAGUGA